Messenger RNA from Sceloporus undulatus (fence lizard), 7958 nucleotides. It is a transcript of the gene MKLN1, whose product is annotated as muskelin 1. The record is from RefSeq and is a predicted model, not a curated record. Lineage: Eukaryota; Metazoa; Chordata; Lepidosauria; Squamata; Phrynosomatidae. Gene Ontology annotation, molecular function: protein binding. The coding region runs from base 16 to 2157 and encodes 713 amino acids. Gene Ontology annotation, cellular component: cytoplasm. The transcript is spliced from 18 exons.
GAGGCUCAACAGGGGAUGGGACAGGUAUACCUCAGUGAACCAAGCAGGAAUAUUUUGGUAGACAAGCCCAAUGAUCAGUCAUCACGGUGGUCUUCUGAAAGCAACUACCCUCCACAGUAUCUCAUCUUGAAACUUGAAAGACCUGCCAUAGUCCAGAGUAUAACAUUUGGAAAAUAUGAGAAGACCCAUGUCUGUAAUCUAAAGAAGUUUAAAGUUUUUGGUGGGAUGAAUGAAGAAAACAUGACAGAUCUAUUAUCUAGUGGGUUAAAGAAUGACUAUAACAAAGAAACCUUUACCUUGAAGCAUAAAAUUGAUGAGCAGAUGUUUCCAUGUCGAUUUAUUAAGAUAGUUCCACUGCUGUCUUGGGGUCCCAGCUUCAAUUUUAGCAUCUGGUAUGUUGAACUCAGUGGCAUUGAUGAUCCAGACGUGGUGCAGCCCUGCCUCAAUUGGUAUAGCAAGUACCGUGAACAGGAAGCCAUUCGCCUCUGUUUGAAGCACUUUCGCCAGCACAACUACACCGAGGCAUUUGAAUCACUGCAGAAGAAAACCAAGAUUGCACUGGAGCAUCCCAUGCUGACAGACCUUCAUGACAAGUUAGUCCUGAAGGGAGACUUCAAUGCUUGUGAAGAGUUGAUAGAAAAAGCUGUGAAUGAUGGUUUGUUCAACCAAUAUAUCAGUCAGCAGGAGUACAAACCACGAUGGGGACAGAUAAUUCCCAAAAGCACCAAAGGUGAUGGUGAAGACAGCAGACCUGGAAUGAGAGGUGGUCAUCAAAUGGUGAUUGAUGUUCAGACAGAAACCGUUUAUUUGUUUGGAGGCUGGGAUGGUACGCAGGACCUGGCAGACUUCUGGGCAUACAGCGUGAAGGAAAACCAAUGGAUGUGUAUAUCAAGAGAUACUGAAAAAGAGAAUGGACCCAGUGCCCGGUCGUGUCAUAAGAUGUGCAUUGACAUCCAACGAAGACAGAUCUAUACACUGGGUCGUUACCUGGAUUCUUCUGUGAGGAACAGCAAGUCCCUGAAAAGUGACUUCUAUCGCUAUGACAUUGACACGAACACUUGGAUGUUGCUAAGUGAGGAUACUGCAGCAGAUGGAGGCCCCAAACUAGUGUUUGACCAUCAGAUGUGCAUGGAUUCAGAGAAACACAUGAUCUACACCUUUGGAGGACGGAUUUUGACGUGCAAUGGUAGUGUGGAUGACAGCAGGGCCAGUGAGCCACAGUUUAGUGGCCUCUUUGCUUUUGACUGUCGAUGUCGGAUGUGGAAGCUCUUGCGAGAGGAUUCCUGUAAUGCUGGCCCUGAAGAUAUCCAGUCCAGAAUAGGGCACUGCAUGUUGUUCCAUUCAAAAAAUCGUUGCCUGUAUGUGUUUGGAGGGCAGAGGUCGAAAACAUAUUUGAAUGACUUCUUCAGUUACGAUGUAGAUUGUGAUCAUGUGGAUAUCAUAUCAGAUGGCACGAAGAAAGAUUCAGGGAUGGUUCCGAUGACAGGCUUCACCCAAAGAGCUACCAUUGAUCCAGAACUGAACGAAAUCCAUGUGUUGUCUGGACUAAGUAAAGACAAGGAGAAAAGGGAAGAGAAUGUUCGGAAUUCCUUCUGGAUUUACGACAUUGUGUGGAACAGCUGGUCUUGUGUCUACAAGAAUGAUCAAGCAGCCAAAGAGAACCCAAGCAAAAGCCUUCAAGAGGAAGAGCCCUGCCCACGUUUUGCACAUCAGCUUGUGUAUGAUGAGUUGCACAAGGUUCAUUAUUUGUUUGGAGGAAAUCCAGGCAAAUCCUGUUCUCCAAAGAUGCGGUUGGAUGACUUCUGGUCCCUGAAGCUCUGCCGGCCUUCCAAGGAAUACCUACUUCGUCACUGCAAAUAUUUAAUAAGGAAGCACAGGUUUGAAGAGAAGGCUCAGACAGACCCACUAAGUGCCCUGAAAUACCUGCAAAAUGACUUGUUUGUCACAGUAGAUCACUCAGACCCGGAGGAGACAAAAGAGUUCCAGCUACUUGCUUCAGCCCUCUUCAAGUCUGGCUCAGCUCUCAGCACCCUUGGGUUUUCUGACGUGGAUCACAUCUACGCCCAACGAACUCAACUAUUUGAUACUUUGGUGAACUUCUUUCCUGACAACAUGACUCCUCCCAAAGGCAACCUGGUUGACCUCAUUACUCUGUGACAGGGCAGCUGCCAGAGACGUGGAAGGAGGGGAAGAGAACAUUUUUGCUUUCAGUAUUUUUUUAAAAACUGUUUGUGUGUGUGCACGCACGCAGUGACUGAGUGACUGGUGGACUUCGGUGAUAAGAGAAUAACCCAGCUUUGAAAGUGGCUUUAUGGGUAAUGCCAAAUGGGACUAGGCUAAUAAUAAAAAAAGUAAUUUGACAUACAAUUAAUGAAGAAAAAAAUUAUAUAUUUUCUGACUUUUGAUUUUUAAAGGCUAAUGAACACUGGCAGGAAGAAAGGAAUUGUGUGGUCAUCCGAGUUGUUCAUACUGUCGGGGUCUGUGGUGUGCUGCAAAUUGAUACCUUUUUUACGGUGGGGAGGGUUUGUAAUUUCAUCUCAACAAUUACUUUUGGUUCCUUCCAGCUUUACUCUCAGUGUUUACAUCAGCAGUGGAUGCUGGUGUGCAUUAGGGUUGUGUGUGUCUGUCCGCCUCUCUUUGUGAACUGAAGUCUUGUAACUGCAAUGUGACUGCGUCCAUUCAUUUUAGAGAAGUAAGCCAGUGCCCUCUGGUGGGCUGCUGAGAUCUUGCUGGGGAGUGGAGUGUAAAUGUUGUUAGGGUUUAACUGUACUGAAACCAUCAGGUCGGAUGACAAAAUGAGGCUCAUCCCACAUUUGGUGAAGAAACCAGGAGGGAGGGAGAUGGUGGGCAUGCCGCCACUUAAUUUUUUCCCUGCCUGCAGCAUUUCUCACAGGCAGUGAAAGAAACCUACGCAUGUUGACAUGCACUUUUUCUCGUUCUGUCUGAUUCCAGAUACAGGGAAUACAUGUAUCAGAAACCAUGCUGGGGGAGAAAUAGGUUUGCUUCGGUGGGGAUUUUUUCUAGUGAAAAAGCAGUAGGUGAAAGGAAGAGGAAGCACCCAGUCUGUGCAGAAAGUUUUCCCAUUCCAAAUCAUUCCCCUGCCAAUGCUUGCCGCAAUGGUGAUUUGGAAGGGAACAUGCUGUGGCACAUAUGACAUCUAGUUCCUUCCCAUGUGCAGUGGUACUACAAUCAUCUUGGUCUUAAUUGCCUCACUCUGCUCCCUUCUCCAUCUGUAAGGGACAGCACCAGGGGCUUGACUCUUGGGGCUUGACCGUCAUUGGGCAGUGGAAGGCUUUUGCACAGAGUGCCAGAGCAAGAGCAUACCCUUCUGCACUGUGUUCAUUAAGGACAUAAAACAUCUGUAAGCGGCACUUACAUGUCCAUAAGUCACUAACAGAAUGCCAGCCAGUGUCUGCCUUAAACUGAGUGGAAUGGGGGAAGGCAAAGUGCUGACCUCUAGCUAUUGUGGACUGCAGUUCUCAUCAGCCCUAGAAUGGGAAGGAAUGAUGGAAGCUGCACUCCCAAUGACAACUAUAGUGCUGCACUUCACAUGCCGUGGCGUAGAUGCUGGCCAGCGUAUGCUGUCAUAGUGCCCAGCCUUCCUCACCAUUGGUUAGUCUGUCUAGGGCUGUUGGGAGCUGCAGUCCAACAGCAGCUGGAAGGCACAUGGUUCCCACCCCAGCUUGAAGUCAUUCAGACAUGUCUUUUCAGUGUAGGGUUUGUAAUGCUCUCAGUGAUGGCACAAAUGAAUGCAGGGGCUGACUUCUUUCCUUCUUUAUGCCUCCUUUUCUUUUGUUCGCCACCCGUGGGCUAAGCAGCUGUAUAAUGUGAAAGCGAGGAAUGUAAUACCUGUAUUCACCUGUCCAUGAUAUCUGAAGUGAGUGAAUCUUAAAAAGAUGCUUUGGGUGAGAUGAAAUACAUAUUUUUGCUUCUUGGAUUUCUGAGAUCUUUUCCCUCCAUAACAAACCACAAAAGACUGAAUUUGGUGUGUGUGUAUUUUUUUGUGUUCUUAUAUUGCUUGAGUUUUAGGACAACUUUGAAUUGAAAUGAAACCUUGAUGGGAUAAACACUGGGGAUGCCAAGCGCAGCUGCCUGACCUUCUCUAAGGAAGUCUGUGGAAUGGACAAGGAAGGUCACUGGCAAAUUGGAUUAUAAUUGAAACAAAAAAGUGUGUGAUUUUUGAUGCUGUUUGCCAACAGUUUUAUUAAUAGUAACUGAUACAGCAGGGUUAUGUAAAGUGCAGCCUUUGGAUGCUGUUGGACUGCAUCUCCCAGCCAGCAUAGCCAGUUGUGAGGAAUGCUGAGAGUUCCAGUCCAACAUCCAUCUGGAGCCCCCAAUACCAUCCCACAGCUGUAUGGCUUCCCUGGUAAUUUAUAUAGCUUCAUUGUUGAGGGACGUCUUUUUAGUGGGAUGAUUUGCUCAAAUGUAAACAGGUGAACAAGAGCUAGUUGCUGAAACCAGAUUUGUGUGCUGAAAAUUUGAAUCCAAUGGCUCUGUGGAAAUCCACGUUAUAUGAUAUUAAUACAGUUGUGUUUUGACAUCACAGUUAACCAUGGAUUGCUCUGGGUGGAAUUCACAAGCAGUAAUGAACUUCUGGCUUACUGCUCGCCCAUCAGAGCUGGGACUUUGGAAGCCUUUCCUUUUCCUUUUGGUUAAUGUUGAUUUGCCACUGUACCUGACCAGGGAUUGUAGUUCAUGCAAACAAGCCAGCUUAGUUUCAAACCACAAUCCCUGGUUCAAGCAAAGUGCCAAGUUUGUGGAUAUACUAAACAUGAAAGCUUUCUAGAUAUUAGGGGUCAGGGAAAUUUUAAAAAGAGCAGUUUGGUGGUUUGUCACGAUGUCUGGACACAGUCAGACAGUGUGGGUUGGUUCUGAGAAGUGACUGACCUGCGGCAGGAAAAUCGGGUGACCAAGUGCCUAUUUUUUUAAAAAAGCAAUUCUUCUCUUCUUCCUCUCUCUUUGUCUCCCUCUCUCUCUCUUACAUUGUGUGGAACCUAGGUAAUUGUUGAAACCUUUUCCUGUUUCAGAUGGAUUUUGCAUUUGUCAAGCCUGUUGCCUGUACUUGCCAGCCUUGCUUUUGACAACUAGGCUGUUUGUAUCUUGCCCACUAAGGCAUUAUCAUGUGGGAUGGCAGGGAGGAAGAGCUUGCUUUGAUCCUGAAACGUUUGUCCACUUGCUUCUUUGGGGAUACUGAGGCCUCUUUUUUAGGAUGGUUUUUCUCAUUUAUUGGUAAAAUUGACUACAGAGCUAGUGAGAAUCUCUUGGCAUGGCAUGAACCCAUGUUUUAUUCUUAGUUGCUUGCAUGUCACUUCAUAAUAUGUUCAAACUUCCUCCUCCCCCAGUAUGUUUACUUCCAUGGAGUUGGAGAUGGUAGAUGAGUUUGGAGUUAUCUGAGACUCUCCCUGCAAAGCAAUCCAGAUCCAUUGGCCAGAGGCUGAAUGGGCCAAAAACAGGCCUCUGAACUGGUGGCCCCUGCUGGAAUAAUGGAUGCCUGGCAGCUGAUAGUGGUGCCAUCAGGUAUGGGUAUAAGCUAGGUUGUACCAUGCUUGUGAGUGUCAAGUCAUGGUGGCAUCCCAGACUUGUUAGCAGGGCACAGAACACUUCCUGGUUUUGAAUUACAACUCUCAGAAUCCCUUAGCCAAUGUGUGGCUGUGCUGACCAGGGGAUUCUGGGAGCUGUAGUCCAGAAUUUACUGCCAUUGCUUUGUAAUCCAGAAUCAAAAACCUAUGGGCUUUCUGAAGUUUAUUUUAUUUUAUAUCCUGUCUUUCUCCCAAAAUGGGAUACCUGAGCACCAAUUUAUUUAUUGGGGUUCAGGAAAUUUAAGACCUGGCCUAUUCUUGGUAUCUAUUCAAGCACUUGCAACUAAUGACAAGAUUACUGGAGACAGCUAUUUGCUUCUGUACUUUACCUGGAAGCUUCCAGAGGUGUCUAGCUUUUCUUCAUUGUUGGAUGCCAAAUAUUAUGCUAGAUGAUCCUCAGCUUUUGGAAACAAACUCACCUCUGUUGUGGGUCUACUGCAUAGCUUGCCUGGUGUCCUUGUCUGUUGACAUAAGUGAAGAAAGGAGAGUGUGUUGGAUUGGGAGCUCUCACUGAAGCCCCCUUCCCUCCUUAAGCUGUUGAGGGAUAGGGGCAACACCCCAAAGAGGUGAGAAUGCAGGGUGGAAGAAGCAAUUAGAAGGUUCCUUGUCUUCCUAUCUGUUGGAUCCAAAAUAUCAACUAAGAGGUGAAAAACUGAGGAGCAGGACAGUUUUAACUGCUCUCUAGAAAUCCCAUUCUGUAUGUGGGACAUCCCUUAUCUGAAGGAGAAAGAGGGCCCUAAAGGAGCCCCAAAGAAGAGAAGGUGGAAAGACCACCACCCCUUUAGCAUCUGCUAAGCUUUUUGAUGAAAACAAAUUUAUUUUAAAGGUGUGGAUUUCAUUUGUGGAUUUUUGUGUUUUUGAUGCAGUUCUGGCCAGGCAGUUUGUUAAUGAGUGGUUUGUAUAUUCUAGGCAGUUUUGCUGGCCAGCCUGCCCUGUAGCACUUGAAUGGUUAGGAGGCCUUCCUUACACAUUCAUCUACUCCUUACACAUGCUUCUAACUCUGGCUCCUUUUGGCAUGGCUCUGGAACCAGUAAACCUUUAUGCAUACAUAGCUGUUGUUCCUGCCAUGCUGUGGAUUUCUCACGUUUUCCCUCACAUUAAAUAAGAAUAUUUAUUCCUAUGAAUAUUUAUUCUUAUUAAUAUUUAUUCUGUGGAAUAAGAAUUGGUUUCUUAUCUAGGCUCAAGAAUUGGGAAAGUACAUCACAUAAAGGACAUAUUGUACUGAUUCAGCCAGUUUGACAGACCGACCUUCUUUCCUCAGAAAAUCUACAACUGCAGUCCCAGGACUCCCUGAAACCCCUAAGAUUUCUUUGGAGGAAGCAACAGUAAUGGAGUGUUCACUUAUAUAAUGACUUCUCAUGUAGACAGGUCUUCUUGGAAAGCUUACCUGGCUUUUCUUUGAUGCUUGACAUAAUCUGUCCCAGUAGCUCUCAACCUUUAAUCCUUUGGCCUUCAGGCUCCAAGAAUCAGUCACUAUUGGCUUUCCUGGUGGAGGCUACUGGAGGUUAAAGUCCAAAAGAGCUGGAGGAUCAUAGGUUGAGAACCCCUGAUCUGGACUCUGUCAUGGGGGAAUCAUGUGUCCAUACUUGUGAGCGCAGUAAGAAAGCCUUAUAUUGAAAAUAAAUGAAAAUAUAUAUAAAAGGAAAGUCCAUUAGAUCCGAGGGAGAAUGCAAACCAGUGACCUUCUCCUACAUACACUGAUAUGAAACAAGGUGUACCAUCUGCAAACCUCAUUACAAUAUGCCAUUCUGUUUCAGUUGGAAAGAAGGCAUUCCAAAGGGAUUAUACCCCAAUGGAUCAGGUUGAUCUGCCAUUUUGUCUGUUGCACUUACGUGUCGUGUUAUCUACCUCCUGCAUCCAUGCGCCAUCUUGAUCAGGCCUCCACUAGCUCAGAGGCAAUGCCUUGGUGACUUCUGUGGCCAGAACACUGGACUGCUGUUGGACUUUCCUUGCCCUGGGAGACCUGGACUGCACUUAACAGACUGUCUUGUGUGACUUGAAAUUUUCCAGAGACAGUGAGGCAGACUCUACAGUGACAUUUUUCAGGAGUGGGUGGGAUUUUGAAGCUGAGAUGCAGAAGUGUCUCCAGGACGGUUGUGUCAUGCUCCCUUUCCUGCUGUGUUCGCCACUGUUUGCCGCCUUCAGACUUUCCUUUCUCCGUUUGCGAUAUUAAUGUCACCCUGUGUUCUCUACCCAUUUGCCCCCUCCUGUCUUGGCGUGAGGUGAAUGACUGUGAACCCAGGUUGAAGUAGUCUGUAACAAUUCCUUUGGAGUGAUAAAAAAGCAAAUUACCUAUGUAGAAUUAUGCUGUAUGUAAUGUAUAUACGGAGAGAGAAUGUAUUUUGUUCAUUUUUUUCUUAAUAAAAAAAAAUGAAGCCA